This is a messenger RNA of Nelumbo nucifera (sacred lotus), 1321 nucleotides long. It is a transcript of the gene LAP3, whose product is annotated as Calcium-dependent phosphotriesterase superfamily protein. Lineage: Eukaryota; Viridiplantae; Streptophyta; Magnoliopsida; Proteales; Nelumbonaceae. The record is from RefSeq and is a predicted model, not a curated record. Gene Ontology annotation, molecular function: hydrolase activity. Gene Ontology annotation, cellular component: endomembrane system.
AUGGAGAAGAAAAACCUAUUCAAAGAUGAGACAGUACUGUUUCAACACCCAGUUUUCUUUCUCAUUGCGUUAGCCAUGGCCUUCAUUUUCAUGGACCCCUUUCAGUUGGGUCCACUUGGAGGGCGAGACUUCAGACCAGUAAAGCAUGAUGUUGCACCUUACAAGCGAGUCAUGGGGAACUGGCCCAAAGACAACCAGAGUCGGUUGGGUUCCGGGAAGCUGGAAUUUGUGAAUGAAGUCUUUGGUCCUGAGUCUUUAGAGUUUGAUCUUAAUGGACAAGGGCCUUACGCUGGUUUGGCAGAUGGACGCAUUGUAAGGUGGAUGGGUGACAAUGUUGGCUGGGAGACAUUUGCACUUGUUACGCCGAAUUGGUCCGAGAAGCUCUGCGUUAAUGGUAUUCAUUCAACUGCGGCCAAGCAAUACAAGAUUGAGCAUAGAUGUGGCCGUCCUCUUGGCCUAAGGUUUGAUAGAACGGGGGGAAACUUGUACAUAGCAGAUGCUUAUUAUGGCCUCUUGGUUGUUGGCCCAGAAGGAGGCAUAGCCACUCCUUUAACAACCCAUGUUGAAGGAAAACCCAUCGUCUUUGCGAAUGACCUUGAUAUCCACAAGAAUGGUUCCAUCUUUUUCACAGACACAAGCAAGAGAUAUAACAGAUUGAACCAUUUUUUCAUUUUAUUGGAAGGAGAAUCCACCGGAAGGCUUCUUAGAUAUGACCUACCUACAAAAACAACUCAUAUUGUCCUAGAAGGCUUGGCGUUUCCAAAUGGAGUACAGUUAUCAAAGGAUCAAUCUUUUCUCCUCUUCACUGAGACCACCAAUUGCAGGCUAAUGAGGUAUUGGCUAGAGGGACCCAAGAGCGGAGACGUGGAAGUUGUUGCUGACUUGCCGGGCUAUCCAGAUAAUGUACGAAUAAAUGAGAAGGGCCAAUUCUGGGUUGCGAUCGAUUGUUGCCGAACCCCAGCCCAAGAGGUCCUUUCUCACAACCCAUGGAUAAAAAGCAUAUAUUUUCGGUUGCCUCUGAAAAUGAGCUUCUUAGCAAGGUUGAUGGGAAUGAAGAUGUACACAGUUAUCUCCCUCUUCAGUGAAAAGGGAGAGAUAUUGGAAGUCCUCGAGGAUCAAAAGGGUGAGGUGAUGAAAUUAGUUAGCGAAGUAAAAGAGGUAAAUGGAAAGCUAUGGAUUGGCACAGUGGCUCAUAACCAUAUUGCUACUCUUCCGUACCCUUAGGGAGAGAAAAUAAAUGGUUUCUUACUGAUAAUCAGAUUAUGGUUUCUUCAGUGUGCCUUAACUUCAUUAAUAAUAGGAACUGUUGUAUUUCCGUCUG